Molecule: messenger RNA, 210 nt
Organism: Anisakis simplex (herring worm)
Lineage: Eukaryota; Metazoa; Nematoda; Chromadorea; Rhabditida; Anisakidae
Source: the annotation of a GenBank genome assembly
AUGAAAGAAAUUCAGAUGAACAUCGAUACGCCAACAAUGCCAACCACAGACGAGUCGGAUGUAAUCUUCUCGGAAGUGGAGCAACAUAUCGACCCGGCCUUCGAUCAAAUCGGUAGUAACCGACUGCAGAACAUCCUCGAAAUGGAUCUUCCAAGACCAAAAGCGCUUCUGUCGCAUCGUGGAUACGACGUUGGACAAGGAGCGAUAGCC